This is a messenger RNA of Oryzias melastigma (Indian medaka), 1846 nucleotides long. Its product is annotated as myoD family inhibitor domain-containing protein. Lineage: Eukaryota; Metazoa; Chordata; Actinopteri; Beloniformes; Adrianichthyidae. The record is from RefSeq and is a predicted model, not a curated record. The coding region runs from base 545 to 1180 and encodes 211 amino acids. The transcript has 5 exons.
ACGCAUGCGCCGUGAAAACAAACCGCCCAGCGGGAGUGAGGCUUAACUGAGAGGAAAAACGAAACGCUCACCAGAAUUAACGGUCCGUACUGUACUACUCUUCACCGGACCGGACCGGACUGGACCGCCCAAUGGAAGCAGGUUUCUCACUUUUUAUAUUUGGCUGAGAAAAGUGCUGAUUCCAGAACAAUGCAUGGAUGGCGUGUCAUUUGUGGGGCAUACACCCAGACAUCAGCUCACACUUUUGUAGGGCAUGUGUCUCUUCUGUGUGAGGUGAUUAAAAGCAUUGAUGAGAAUGCAGGCUAAAAGUACACCAGGGGGCUCUGCUGUGUUAUCAGCACGAUUAAAGUGACCACCGACCCACCGGACAGGAGAGUGUAUUUAUGGCAGCAGCACACAACAGUACAAACAUGUCAGAGCACAGCUCAGAGUCUCCUGAGUUGUGAGUCAUGCUGGGUGUUGUUGGAAGUUUCCUGACCACUCAGUGCAGAGAACAGCAGGAGGACAAAGACCGAGUUUGGGGGAACCGCCAUGAGAAUCUGACAUGUUAGCAGAGAACCUUUCAGGUGUGGAAGAGGAGAACCAGAACAACUGGACUGACGGUUUCAAAUCAGAGGAGGAAAUCCUUUCAGAGUUGGAGCCUGUUAGCGGAGGAAGCGCUGACCCCACCGCCCUCAUCAGCUCCCAGCCUCUGCAGGCUGCAGCUCCCCCAGAGGAGGCCGCACAAGCAGCAGCAUCAGGUCAGAAACCCCUGCUGGACUAUCAUGGGAGUACAUGUCCACAAUGUGGUCUCCCGGUUCCAGAACACAGACUGCAGUCCGUUCCUCAGCUGAAGAACUCAGAGCACAGCACCAAGAGGAGCAAAUGUGGCAAAUCUGGAUCCCACCAAAGUGCUGCUGCCCCUGCUGACUCUUGUUUUCAUCUGCUGCUGGCGUGCUUGUGGUGUCAGUUCUCGGUGCUGCUUCUGGGUCUGCUGGAGGCCUGCUCCUCCUGCCUGCAGGGCCUCUGCUCCUCCUGCUGCCACGCCUGCGCCUCCUGCUGCUCAGCCAUUCAGGACACGCCGGUGGAGGAGUUCGGCUGCCACGCUCACUGCCACUCGGUUAUGUUUGAGUCGUGCUGCGAGCCCACCGAGUGUCUGGAGUUUUGCCUGGAGUGCUGUGAGAUCUGUCAUCGCGGCUAGAACGUUCUUCACCCGAACUCUAAGACUUUUUCAAACUGUCAUGUCUUAUUAUGGAGCAUUCAUAAUAACAUUUUUCAAAAACUUUUUGUUUGACAACAUUUUUCAUCUAAAAAAAUGUAUUUUUUGCAGCUGUUUGUUUCGUACACAACAAAAAAACUCCUUGCAUAUAGAACACAAAAAUAAAAGUAGGAUUACAGAUUACCUAUACUUCAGUUAAUCAAAAUACCUAAAAUAUGAUUUUGAAGUUCAGAAAUACUCAUCUCCACCGAAAAUAUAAAACAAGUAAAAAAAUCAAUAUGUGAAAACUAUUUAGCAUAGUAACUCUAGAAUAUUUGAAAUUAUUAGUGCAUGUGUUUAAAUACAUGUUUUAUUGUAAUAAAAGCCUAAAGAAAAAAUCUAAGAACUUAAUGUAAAAACUACACAGAUUUCAAAUGUUUUUAAAAAUUCAUGAAAGAGUAGACUACUUUGGUUUGUUUUUAUUCCGAUUAUUGUUAGAUUAAAAAAAAAAAAGACAUUGUUUUACACCAGAUAAGCGAAGCAGUUGGAUUAUUGAAAGUAUAUGAGAACUGGACUGAGUGACCCCUCCCCCUUCCAAACAGGAAGUACCUUCUGCCUCCAAGAGGGUGAAAUCUCAUCGACUUCUAUUGAGAAAUAAACAGCUAUUAC